AUUUCAUCCUCUACGACAAUAAUUCACCUCAACAUCGUCCUUGCUCGGAGGACAUGACUAAAAGGAAGCGUGAACACACCAUCAUCGCUCUCUCUUCCUCUUCUUCUAGUGAAGAUGAAGAAGAAUGUGAAGGUGAAGAGGACGACGUUGAUGAUGAUGAAAGAGUCAGCGGGGAUUCGAGUGAUUACUGCGAAGACGACGAGGAGAAUGAAUCGGAUGAUUUCGAUGAGGAAAAUGAUGACGACAUUGACGACAACGACGGCACGAACGAGGAGGUUCUCUGCAAAAGAGUCGUGUGUCUUCUCAAAGAGGGGAAGGAUUUAGCAGCUUUAAGUCUAAAAGAGUGCAAAGCUUAUCUACGAAAGCAUGGCCUCAGGCUAGCUGGAACCAAGAUGGUUUGUAUACAGAGAAUUAAAGAGCAUUGGAGGAUAAAGGAUGGAAACGGUGAAUUACUUUAUCCAAGAUCAUCAUUUGUCAUGAAUUGUACUGGUGAUGUCUGUAAUGGAGACGUAGUUCUGUUCACCCAGAAAGUUUAUGAGAGGUUUGAUAAAGUGACAAGACAAGGCAAUCUUCUAGGGAAGAGAACUGUAGCAGGAAGGGUGGUAAAGGAAAGCUAUGGUUCAGCCAAACAACAACAUACAUUUACAGUUGAAGUUCUGUGGAGCAAGGGGAUUAAGAAAUUGCCUCCACUUUUUCCUUUGCUUGUGAAAGGCCGUAAUCUCUAUAAAUUAAAAACGUUCAGACAGCGUUGGAAUGAUGAAGUAGAAAGAAUUGAAGUCCUUGCUGAGAAGCACAGACGAGGUAGAGCUGCGAGACUUGUGAGAGCAAUGAAGAAAUCGAAGAAAAAAUUGUCUGCAAUUGGAUUUUUGAAUGGAGGUGUUAAGCAUCAGAAAUGUUCCUAUAAUGCAAGACCAUCUCAAACAAGAAAGACAGCUGAACCAGGAAAACAGAAGUGUGUUUAUCACCACAAAAAAGACACGUUGCAACAAUAUGCAAAAGCUAAUAAUCAUCAUCGAGAGGUCCCACAAUCUAGACAGCUGAACUUGAAUAGAAACAAUGUUGACUCUGAAGCCACUUGUUGGCAUCUGAAAAGUGGGCGCCUCAACGCGGACAUGGACCCAAUGCCUCAUUCACAUGCUUACAUCCAUCAAAAUCCUUGCUCAUCACACAUAGAAUUUCAUUACCAGAAUGUCCCAUAUCGCUUUUCCGGUUAUGAUAUGAGCUCCAGUUCAACUAUGAUGAAGUUGCCUCCUCUGAGGCGUUACACUGAUACAGUUGUGAUGCCUGCUUUGCAACAUCAGAGGAUUAACCAUAGGAAUGAUACCAUCCAUGACUAUUCAAAUCCUAGCUACAACUUCGGAAGUAGAAAUUUGAACCAUUUUUGAUCUGAUUGGCCAUUUCACCAAUUUUCACAUAGAAUGGAGAUGUACGGACAGAACACGAAAAGAUUUUCAAUGAUUUCAUCAUUGAGACAGAGAAAAGCUGAAGUAUUCCCUAUCUUCAAAUGAAGAUGCAAACAAAAGGUGAAGAUGCCUUGUAGUAGUUUCCUACAGUGAUUUGCUGAAAUAUGUUUUAAAGGGGACGUUUCAAUUGGUUGAAGGAAUACAUGAUGCUGGAGACUACCAAACUGGAGUUAAUUUGACAAUAACAUGGUAAAUAGAUGGCCUUGAGUUUGCAGUUGAUGAUAUUUGUCAUCCACAGGCCAAAAUCAAACGGUACAUAUUCUUUUCACUGUUUUUCUUCUGUAGCUGUGCUCCUUUUACACCAACCUUGAGAGCUUAUCUACAAGGUCGCUUUUAUUUUGCAUCCAGGAGGUCUUCUGUCCUGUUGUUUCAUAUGUACCAUAAGUAUAACUUUUACGAGCUUUCACUUCUGACAUUAAAAACUAAAAAGUCGGUGCAUUGAUGUCAUAUAUCCAUUUCCUAUUUGUAAAAGCAUUUAGUUCUGUUGAUUUUUUCGAUGAGAUAAAAAGACAAAUUUUCCAGGAAAA
Jatropha curcas is the source of this 1990-nucleotide messenger RNA. Its product is annotated as SAP domain-containing protein. The record is from RefSeq and is a predicted model, not a curated record. NCBI's taxonomy places the organism in Eukaryota, Viridiplantae, Streptophyta, Magnoliopsida, Malpighiales, Euphorbiaceae.